Molecule: messenger RNA, 2261 nt
Organism: Tinamus guttatus (white-throated tinamou)
Lineage: Eukaryota; Metazoa; Chordata; Aves; Tinamiformes; Tinamidae
Gene: GAS2L3
Product: growth arrest specific 2 like 3
Biological process (GO): actin crosslink formation
Cellular component (GO): actin filament
Molecular function (GO): cytoskeletal adaptor activity; actin filament binding; microtubule binding
Source: RefSeq, a predicted model, not a curated record
AUAUAAAAAAUUCUCUUUCCGCAGGGGGAGAAACUGAUGUAAAUGCAGGUGACCAUGCAGAAUGCAGUUCAGGUGUGGUUUGGAGAUGACCUUCCUCUAAGUCCGCGAAGUCCCCUGACUCCCAGGCAUGGCCCGGGUUUGGCAGACGUCUGCCUCUACGACCAGUGGAUAUCUGUUCGGCAUGAGGCAACUCUGGUGCCUAUGCAAGAAGAUCUGUCAAUCUGGCUGUCUGGCCUGUUAGGAAUAGAAAUCACAGCAGAGCGACUACUGGAAGAACUUGAUAAUGGAGUACUGCUUUGCCAAUUAGUUGGUGUUCUUCAAAACACAAUUAAAAAAUGUUGUAGCUCAAAUAACUUAAGGAAUUUCCCUAUGAGAAAAGUUCCGUGCAAGAAGGAUGCUCCAUCAGGAUCUUUCUUUGCUAGAGAUAACACUGCCAACUUUCUGAACUGGUGUAGGACCAUUGGGGUGGACGAGACUUACCUCUUUGAAUCGGAAGGUUUAGUUCUGCACAAGGAUCCAAGACAAGUGUAUCUCUGUCUCUUGGAAAUUGGUCGCAUUGUAUCCAGGUAUGGAGUUGAACCUCCUGUGCUGGUAAAACUGGAGGAGGAAAUUGAGCUUGAAGAAACACUGCUAAUGACCUCUGGACCAACACCGCCUGUUAGCACAGCCAAGUCAUGUCACCAUGGGGAGCUACAUGAGGCAGUUAAGCAUAUAGCAGAAGAUCCUCCCUGCAGUUGUUCUCAUCGAUUUUCAAUUGAAUAUUUAUCUGAAGGACGUUACAGGCUGGGAGAUAAAAUACUGUUCAUACGAAUGCUACAUGGCAAGCAUGUGAUGGUACGUGUUGGUGGAGGCUGGGACACUCUUCAAGGUUUUCUGCUAAAAUAUGAUCCAUGCCGAGUUCUUCAGUUUGCAACUCUGGAACAAAAAAUCCUGGCGUUUCAGAAAGGGGCCACCAACGACAGCGUCCCCAACUCCUCAGCCAGAAGUCAGCAACCUCCUCCUAUGAAUCCAAUGUCAGCAAUUAGUAUGUUUCAAAAGCAGCCAUCAAAACCCACCACUCCUGUUUCUGCUCUAAAGGCUGCCCAUGGGGCCAGUGGUAAAAAAGCUUUAUCUAAAUGUCCUCAGACCCCUGCCCUGGCAUCCCCAAAAGUGCCAUCACACCCAUCCUCUACAGCCAAACCGGUGUCAGCCAGGUCCAGAUUGCAGGGGGGUUUGGUGACAGGCACACAGUCUCCUUUCAAACCAGCACCGAGCACCUCAAAGAAGCUGGAGCCUCCUGCACACAGUUCCCCAGGCCCUGUUCCUCCUCGACCUGUGCCGCGUGUAAACAAGGGAGGUGCGGGAUCCAGAACAGCCCUUGUUCACUCUGAAACGUUGCGCAAACGUAUUCGGUCCCCUGACAAUCCUAAGGUGAAAUUUGCCCCGGCCCAGAAGUCACCAGGGACAGGAUCUGCCUCCUCGGCCUCCAUGAAGCAGCUGUCUCAGCUGCCUGGAACGAGCGAAACGAUAGCUUCCAAACAGAAGUGUGUCCCUUCUAAAUGCAAAUCUGCAUCUAGCACUACAGCCAAAGCUACUUCUGUUGCUCCAAAGCCUGCGCGGCCACCCAUUACAAAUCUGCAUACUGUUGCCAAAUUUGCACAUUCUCAGCAGCAUCUUGCGAAAACUCCUUCUGAAAAUAUGUUUCAGGCUUCAGGGACUGCGUCUCGGCGUCCUCCUAAAGCUCCACAAACAGCUUCUCACCAGGGACGGAACCUUAAAACUGCUUCAGUCCUCAAACACUCAGCUUCUGCACCUUCCCUUGCAGUUACUAAAGCAUCAAAAUUGCCACCUAAACUGAUGUCUGCAAGCAAAAAUGCAUCCUCAGCUGUUGAGCAGACAGCCUCAGAGCAUGUACAGGCACCAAAUGUCAGUAAAACCCCUCAGGUGGGACCCGUGUCGUCGAAACCUCCUGAACGCGCUCCCUUAUCUGUUGUGCGGCUUCCUCAGACUUCAGCCAAAGCAGCAACGACCAAAAAGGCAGCACAGCCUUCUGCAAAAGGUCAGCCUGCAAACAAAAACCUGCAAGCAAAUGAAACUCCUGUCCCAGCAACCAAGAAGGCUCUUCUCUCUAAAGGCAAAUUGGCAGCAGCAAACAAAGGGAUGCCUGGCGUAUCCAAAGGCCCUCUUGCAAAGAGCAGACAAGAUGAUCACUAUUUUGUUAUGACAGGGAGUAAAAAGCCCAGAAAGUAAAAUACUUGCUACCUGCAUGUGGAAGUUUUAAU